Physcomitrium patens is the source of this 730-nucleotide messenger RNA. Its product is annotated as ubiquitin-ribosomal protein eS31 fusion protein. Gene Ontology annotation, biological process: translation. The record is from RefSeq and is a predicted model, not a curated record. NCBI's taxonomy places the organism in Eukaryota, Viridiplantae, Streptophyta, Bryopsida, Funariales, Funariaceae. Gene Ontology annotation, molecular function: protein binding; structural constituent of ribosome. Gene Ontology annotation, cellular component: ribosome.
AUGAAGAAGACUUGACCUAAUUCUUCAGGAGCCUCCGAUCGGAGACUUAUAAGGCGGCGAUCGCCUCCGAGAGAGUCUUCUCAAUUAGCACCACGGUGACGACGCAAAGUUUUGCUGAGCCCGAGUGCAGCCUCCAAGAUGCAGAUCUUCGUAAAGACCUUAACGGGGAAGACUAUUACCCUUGAGGUGGAGUCUUCGGAUACCAUCGACAAUGUAAAGACGAAAAUUCAGGAUAAGGAAGGAAUCCCGCCCGACCAGCAGCGGCUCAUCUUUGCAGGCAAGCAGCUGGAGGAUGGGCGCACCCUUGCUGACUAUAACAUCCAGAAGGAGUCUACUCUUCAUCUGGUGCUCCGCCUGCGCGGUGGUGCCAAGAAGAGGAAGAAAAAAACCUACACCAAGCCCAAGAAGCUGAAACAUAAGAAGAAGAAAGUCAAGCUCGCGGUGCUGCAGUUCUACAAGGUGGACGACUCUGGGAAGGUGCAGCGCCUCCGCAAGGAGUGCCCCAACCCGGAAUGCGGAGCCGGAACCUUCAUGGCCAAUCACUUCGACCGUCACUAUUGCGGCAAGUGUGGUCUGACUUAUGUUUACCAGAAGGCUGGUGCAGAGUAGAGCUCUUUACUAUAUGUAUCAGGCUGGUUGUCCGUAGGUUUGAGCUCGCAUGUGCUGGUGUCAUUCGAGGCAGUUUAUUUCAAUCGAAUUUUAACGUUUCAGGCAGCGUGAUCAUCUAUCA